Messenger RNA from Boeremia exigua, 1940 nucleotides. Its product is annotated as MFS quinate transporter-like protein. Gene Ontology annotation, biological process: carbohydrate transport; transmembrane transport. The transcript has 4 exons. Lineage: Eukaryota; Fungi; Ascomycota; Dothideomycetes; Pleosporales; Didymellaceae. Gene Ontology annotation, cellular component: membrane. The record is from RefSeq and is a predicted model, not a curated record. The coding region runs from base 118 to 1800 and encodes 560 amino acids. Gene Ontology annotation, molecular function: carbohydrate:proton symporter activity.
AAGCAGCCGCCUCCCAUUUGAGACCACUUUCAUCCGCUUCCUGUCUGGCCGAUUGUAUCGACUACUCAGCCUGUGGUUCGCUCAACUAUUGCACUGAACCUCAACAGUCUGUUCAAGAUGCCUUUCAAGCUACAGAACCCAUGGAAGGAGAACUUGAAAGAUACUCCGAAGGAGUCACUCAAUUGGCGUCUAUGGUAUGGUGUGCUUGUGUUUGGUUUGAUGGGCGCUGCCCGUGGUAUCGAUGAAGGCCUUAUUGGUACCACCGCUGAGCUGGUGCCCUUCCAGAAGAAAUUCGGUCUCGAGGAUCACAACAAGUCUGCGCACGAGAAGGCUGAGCUUCUGUCAAACAUCACCUCCAUGGUACAGAUGGGCUCCAUUCUCGGUGCUCUAGUUGCUUUCGUUGUUACGGAUCGGAUUGGUCGUCUCUGGGCGACACGACAGCUCUGCCUUAUUUGGGUCAUCGGCAUCUCCAUCUUCCUUGCCAGUAGCGCGACUGGAAGCAUCGGUAUGGUUUACGCUGGGCGCUUUAUUGCCGGUGUUGGCAUCGGCCAGACUACUGUUGUUGCACCUACAUACCUGGCUGAGACUGCUCCUCGAGCCAUCCGUGGUCUUUGUGUGUGCGCUUUCUCCGGCUCGGUCUACCUUGGAAUCAUGCUGGCAUACUUCGCCUCAUGGGGUUCCUCAAUCCACAUCUCGAGUAAGACCGACACACAGUGGCUCGUACCCAACAGCAUGCACUUGAUGUUUGCUGGUAUCAUCUUUCUUCUUUCCUUCGGAGCCAAAGAGAGCCCUCGAUGGCUCAUCAAGGUCGGCCGUCACGAGGAGGCGCUCAAGAAUCUCUCCCAGCUCCGCCAGCUGCCUGAUGAUCACCCAUACAUCCAGACCGAGAUCAUCGACAUCAACGAUCAGCUUAACCGCGAACGUGAGGCUACAAUGGGCACAUCCUGGCUUGGCCCUAUCAGAGAAAUGUUUUCCAACAAGGCCAAUCUUUAUCGCCUUCAGCUCUCUGUCAUGUCACAGCUACUGGGACAGUGGUCGGGUGCCAAUUCUAUUACGAUUUACGCGCCCCAGUACUUUGCCAUGAUGGGUACAACUGGUCAAAACGAGAAGUUAUUUGCUACGGCAGUCUUCGGAGUAGUCAAGCUCGUAUCAUCUCUGCUCUGCGCUUUCUUUCUCAUCGACUUUAUCGGCCGCAAACGCUCUCUCUCCACCGGUAUCACUAUCCAGUUUUUCGCGAUGCUGUACAUGGCUAUCUUCCUCCUGGUCGACAACAAGAUCUCCGAUAAGACUGUGCCCCAGACCUCGAGCCAGAAGCACGCUGCUAUGGGUGCUAUUGUCAUGAUAUACUUCAGCGGUUUUGGAUGGGCUCUUGGUUGGAACUCGAUCCAGUAUCUGAUCAACUCCGAGAUUUACCCGCUCCGUCUACGAGCCUUGGGCGGAUCCUUCGCCAUGACCUUCCAUUUCGUCAACCAGUAUGGAAACUCCAAGGCUGUCCCGCUCAUGUUCUUGUCCAUGACCACUGGUGGCACCAUGAUGUUCUUUAGCUGCGUCACCGCUAUUGGUCUUGUCUGGGUCUGGUUCUUCCUUCCCGAGACGUCUGGACGCAGUUUGGAGGCUCUCGACGAGAUGUUCAAUCUGCCCUGGUAUAUCAUUGGUCGUAAGGGUGCCGCUCUUACCGCCGGAUCGGGUGGUCUUUCCGAGGUUCUUGACCAGUCGGGCGAAAAGGCUGCUACCAUCGAGAUGGAGAACUCCGAUGCCAAGGUUCAAGGCCAGGAGCACACUGUUGAGCGCAAGGUUUAAGCGCAUGAAGGAGACAUAUGAUACCAAGUAGUUUACGACCAUAAAGACUGAGAUGUAAGGGCGAAGCUCCAUCUCUCUAACGAACACAAUCACAAUUUCAGUUGCUGAUAGUAACUCUCCAAGCCCAUAAAACUGCUCCU